Messenger RNA from Anopheles nili, 2196 nucleotides. RefSeq lists its product as uncharacterized. The transcript is spliced from 3 exons. The record is from RefSeq and is a predicted model, not a curated record. Gene Ontology annotation, cellular component: mitochondrion. Gene Ontology annotation, molecular function: iron ion binding; trimethyllysine dioxygenase activity. NCBI's taxonomy places the organism in Eukaryota, Metazoa, Arthropoda, Insecta, Diptera, Culicidae. Bases 1 to 2196 code for a protein of 731 amino acids. Gene Ontology annotation, biological process: carnitine biosynthetic process.
AUGAACAAGCUACGAUCCUGCUGUGUUCCGUGUUGCAAGAACGAGAAGUUCUCUCUGGUACACAAAUUUCCCUCCGAUAACGAACGGGCUGAGCAAUGGCGACAGAUUCUGGCUAUCGACAGCUUUAUCGGGUUGCCGAUAGAAAUCAUCCGGAAGCGGUACUACAUCUGCUCGCGGCAUUUCCGCGAUGCCGACUACAAGAACAAAGCUUCCCGAAGUAUCAACAUAACGGCGGUGCCGUCUAUUAACCUCACCACCCUGAACGAUCCGGAGGGACUGAAUCGCGAAAUACCACCGUUGCUACGCGCGCCAAUGCCGGCCUCGUUGCCCUUCGUUGAUGAUGGGCACGAAUCGAAAAUCCCUGGCCAGGAACAAAGGAAUUUAUCCCAGUCGCACCACAUAAAACUAGAAGCGGACGAAAUGGGCAAGUCCUCUAGCAUCACCAUCGAGCUGAAUGAUUUUAUUGAGGAAUCCUUCAGUCCUUCAGGAGUACCAUUUCUAGGCUUGAACGAGGCGAAAGCGCCAUCACGUGUCGAAAAAUCGGCCACGUUUAAAAGCACUGAGAGGCGGUACCUAUCAAAACGUUCCAUCCCGUCCGGAUCGGCCGUAGCCGAGGGACAACCGAAAGCGAAAGUUUCCCCAACAGACACAAACAAUUUGCUCUCUGCAGCGAUUGCAAAACCUAUUACGGGCGCUCUCAGUACGGGUGCUGGACUCCUCACAACUGAAAAGGCUCGUUUGCUGUUGAAACGGGUCAAGGGGCCAUCGUUCAUGAUCGAGCGCAAAAAGGGCACUCUCACAAGCGCCACCACACAAACGGAUGAUGAGUUGGCCUUUGAUAACACGCCUGCUCCGUCAAAGAACGCCGAUGAAGAGGAUCGUAAGGACGAAGGGAAGGCUGCCACGAGCACCAAGGUGCUGGCAUUACUCGAGUGUACGCCGGAAAAUCUGCAGCGGUUGAAGCAGAAACUGCACGAUCAGGGUGGCUCCCUAUGCAUAGACGAGCGUCUGCUGCGGCUGGACGACGAGCAAGAUAAAGCAAUGUGCCCGGGCAAAGCGGACGAAUCGUUGGACGAGAGCCGGUUUCUCACCGUUUGCAACCCGGCGACUAAAGAAACCGCAUCAGUUAGCUACGUGUGGCUGCGCGAUCAUUGCCACUGCAGCGCCUGCUAUAAUGCGACCACGUUUCAAAGGUCCACCUCGAUCCUCGAGCUUCCGCUUGACAUUAAACCUGCGUCGUGUGACGUAAACGAAGGAGAACAGCGCAUCGACAUAAAAUGGUCUGAUGGACACCAGUCAACGUACGAUUUCGACGUGGUCUUCUCCAACCAGGUCGACACCUUCCGGUUGAGGCUCGAAUACCGUCACGCACAGCUUGUUCUGUGGGACCGGGAGGCGAUCACCGCCAGCACCGCCGGGUACGCUCGCGUAACGUUAAAUGAUUUACUCUGCGAGGACGACGUGAUGCGGCAGAUCGUCAGCAGCCUGGUGACGUACGGGUUUGCUCUCAUCACGAAGGUACCCCCAAACCAACCGAGCACCGAGAUGGCCGUAAAGCGGCUCUUCCCGGUGCAGCGGACGCUCUUCGGCGAUAUGUGGACGUUCAGCGAAAGCAAAAUGGACCACAGCGACACGGCAUACACGAACGGUUUUCUCGGACCGCACACGGACAACACGUACUUCUGCGAUGCAGCCGGUUUGCAGGUACUGCACUGCAUCCAGUUCAACGGGCAGGGUGGUGAGACGAUUCUUGUCGAUGGGUUCCGGGCGGCUGAACGGCUACGUGAAUCCGAUUCGGCGGCGUACGGGCGGCUCUGUGAGUAUCCGCUUGAGGCGGAGUACAUCGAGGAGGACAAACACCACCGGUACGUGGCACCAGUGCUCAAACGACAUCCAUUGCGACCGGAUGCGAUCGAGCAGAUACGCUUUAACCCGUACGAUCGCGCCCCGUUAAGGACACUCGCACCAACCGCAGUGCCGCAGUUUUACGCCGACUACCAACGUCUCGCCGCCGAGGUUUACCGCGAAGAGGAGCAGUGGAAAUUCCAGCUGACACCCGGAACGGUGUUGAUCUUCGACAACUGGCGAGUGCUGCAUGGGCGGAUGGCGUACAACGGGAAACGUGUUAUGACUGGAUGUUACGUCGCUCGGACGGAGUACCAGAGUGUGGCACGUACGAUGGGACUGAUCGAGUAA